GGGCACUAGGCCCAACAUACAGCCUAAGCCCAAUAAAUAUUUGAACUCAUGGGCCCGAGUCAGGUGCUCUAAUCUAAUCUGCCCCACUGCAAAAAAAAUCAUCUUCUUCCUCGCAUUUUCUCCGCUUCAGAGCAGCCCCACCAUUAGCAGCACAAGGAUACGCCGUACGUGAUGCAAUUUGGCUUGAGAAGGUUCUCAUCAGUUGUCCAUUGAUCCUGAUCGUUAUCUUGAUAACUUUGACGUGAUUUCGGAGUUUCGAAUUCAGUUUAGUACGAGUUAUGUCCAUGAGAGAGCGAGCGAACUAAUCUGAAGUCAGUACAAGUUCGGUCCAAGACAGCUAAUAGUUACAGUAACCUAAUUAUCUUUUUUGAGGGUUGGUGUAGAAGUUGCUUCUAAAUUUGUAAGAGCUCUGUGGAAAAGAAUGAUCAUUCGUCUUUUCUGUUAAGAAUUGAAAUGUCAGGGAUACUCAGUUCCGGGGUGAAUGGAUUGAAUUCAAACCUUCAAGAUAACACAGGAAGAGCGUUCGCAACUUCCUUUUCCGCUCAGUCUGGUUCUUCUGGAGCUGGGCUUCACAACAUGCAUGGUAGCUUCAACAUGUCCACUAUUCCUGGGCCAUAUGCCUCAAGGUAUUCGACAAAUCUUGGUAGUCUCCCAAAUGGCGUUCAGCAAGCACCAGGAAGCAUGUCUAAUGGGAGAUAUGCAAUUAACGGUCUUCCUAGUGCACUUUCUCAGCUAUCUCUUGGAAGUUCGCAUGGGCAUUCUGGUGUUACAAUACUGGAGGUGCAGGUGUGAUUCCAAAUAUGGGAAAUACAGGACGGGUUACAAACUCUACUGGUGGUCUUAUGGGUGGGGGAAACACUUCAAGGGGUGCCAAUACUGGGGUGGCAAAUAUCCCUGGUCUUGCUCCUCGCUUGAACUUGACUGCUCCACAGGUGGUAUCCAUGCUGGGCAAUUCCUAUUCAGGUGGCGGUGCACCUCUCUCCCAAAAUCAGUUUCAAGCUGGGAACAACAAUUUUAGUUUUAUGGCUUUACUAAAUGACUCAAAUGCCCAUGAUAAUGCUACAUUUGAUGUCAAUGAAUUUCCUCAGCUGUCCGGGCGUCCUCCAUCAGCCGGUGGUUCUCAUGGUCAAAUAGGUUUGAUGCGAAAGCAUAAUAUUGGUUUUGCCCAACAGAAUCAAGAAUUCAGCAUUCAGAAUGAAGAUUUCCCCGCUUUGCCUGGAUAUAAAGGCGGUCUUAACGUUGGAGGUAAUGGUGAAUAUACCAUUAGUCCACACCAAAAAGAACAGAUGCACGACAGUAUGGCAAAUUUAAUCCAGUCUCAGCAAUUAUCUAUGGGUAGGGCUUCUGGAUUCAAUUUUGGGGGCUCAUAUUCAUCACACCAUCCUCAGCAACAUCGUGCUUCAUCCAUAAAUGGCAUGGGGGUUUCCUAUCUGUCGUCAGGCAAUCAAGAUCUUAAUUUUCAUGGCCCUGAGCAGUAUCAGCAAUUCCAACAAUCCCAAAUGCAUUUUGUCAAUCCAUUUAGAGAUAAAGACAUGAAACCUACUCAGGGUUCUCAAAGUUCACCUGAUCAAUAUGGGAUGCUUGGCUUAUUAAGCAUCAUAAAGAUGGUCAACCCAGCUUUGACGUCUCUUGCUUUGGGAAUCGAUCUUACAACUCUUGGCAUGAACCUUAACUCAUCUGAGACACUUCAUAAGAAGUUUGCAUCUCCCUGGUCUGAUGAGCCCGUCAGAGGAGAGCCAGAGUACAAUGUUCCUGAGUGUUACUAUGCAAAACAAAAUCCUCCAUUGAAGGAUUUCCAUGCAUAUGACACAUCUUAUACUAGAUGCCAUAUGCAAAGGGAUGGGGAAAUCGGGAAUUACAAUAGAGGAUGGUUCUACCACAGAGAGUUGAGGUUAUGGUUCACAAGGGUGAAGAACAUGGAGCCUCUUGUUAAGACAAAUAGUUACGAGAGAGGCUGCUAUUUUUGUUUCGAUCCCAAUGCCUGGCAGACUGCAAGAAAGGAUAACUUUGUCUUGCAAUAUGAAAUGGUUGAGAAAAGGCCCACUUUGCAUCAGCCACAGAUGUAAAGCUCCAUUGAAGGAUUAGUAAAACUACAUUUUGUCACUCUCUCUGGACUGUGGAUGAAUUCUUUUUGGCCUUUCGUAAGAUUCUUUCUCUUUUGGUCCUUUUUUUUUUUAUAACUCUUGUUUACGCUUGUAAGUUGUAACGGCAGAUGGUUGAGCUAUGUUUUUAUNCAAAUAACUGAAAAAAAAAAAAAAAACUU
Messenger RNA from Striga asiatica, 2263 nucleotides. The record is from the annotation of a GenBank genome assembly. NCBI's taxonomy places the organism in Eukaryota, Viridiplantae, Streptophyta, Magnoliopsida, Lamiales, Orobanchaceae.